ACGUAAGGAGCAAGAAGAUGGGGCAGGUUAGAACUCUUUUUGGGUUGGAUCUAAUUCUUCGAGCUGUUUGGAGUGGCCUCAGGUGUGCGUGCGACAGACUCCAGGUCAUAUGGGAGUCAUUUUUGUCGACAAUGGUACCGGACUAUUUCAAGUUGGUUCUAAUGCAAAAUCAAUGGAAGUAGAGAGUGGUGAGGAUUUUGUCAGGUCAAUCCAAAAGCAGCGCACUCUAAAUGCAAAUCAUUUAGGUGUCUUCUUUCCACUUUAUACAUUGACUGAUCCUCAACAGAAUGACUAUAUGUUUGUGAUGUGUUGUCUCACACUUGCUUGGAAGAUGAGAACGUCAACUUUCAAAUUUCUUGAGUUAAUGGAUGAAAUUGAGAAAUUUGACACAGCAGUUGUGCUAGCAAUGGAGCUAGACAUUUGCAAGAAGUUCAAAUGGCAAAUGCAGUCAAUGACUGCUAUUCGUUUCGUGGAGUAUUUUGUUCCCCAAGUCUUCUAUCACCGACUUGUUUAUCAGAUCAUUAUCAAUUCCCAUGCUGAUAUUGGAUUGACACAGUACAGUGCAUUUACUGUUGCAGCAGUUGCAGUUCUCAUUGGUUUGUCAACGUGUUUUCCUACUAAAUGCCAUGGAUUAAAACUAGUGAUGUUCUCGUUUGAAUUUCUCAGCUAUAUCAAGGUAACUAAGUCAUUACUAUUUACUGCACUCAAAAUUAAAUUAAAGGGGCACAUACCUAUAUAAAUUUCAGAUUGAGUUUUCUUUGACAUGUGUAAUUUAUAAAUGUGUUUGUAUAUAUAU
Messenger RNA from Camellia sinensis, 796 nucleotides. Lineage: Eukaryota; Viridiplantae; Streptophyta; Magnoliopsida; Ericales; Theaceae. The record is from RefSeq and is a predicted model, not a curated record.